Loa loa (African eye worm) is the source of this 1069-nucleotide messenger RNA. RefSeq names its product methyltransferase. The transcript has 9 exons. NCBI's taxonomy places the organism in Eukaryota, Metazoa, Nematoda, Chromadorea, Rhabditida, Onchocercidae. Gene Ontology annotation, molecular function: rRNA (guanine) methyltransferase activity. The record is from RefSeq and is a predicted model, not a curated record. Gene Ontology annotation, biological process: rRNA (guanine-N7)-methylation. Gene Ontology annotation, cellular component: nucleolus. The coding region runs from base 122 to 958 and encodes 278 amino acids.
UUUCAGACUGACAUCAAACAUUCAGGUUUAUGUGUCAUACUUUGUUGUUUGCUGAUAAACUGAAUAUACGCAUCACGAGAGUAACUGUUAGAAUUUAAGAAGGCAAAAUACACCGUACCAUAUGUCUCGUCCAGAAUUUACUGGUCCACCGGAAUUGUAUUACAACGAUGUUCAAGCUGCCAAAUACUCAGAGAACUCACAUAUUGUCGAAAUUCAAAGACAUAUGGCGGAACGAGCCAUCGAAUUGCUUGCUCUUCCGGAUGAUGACGUAUCGAGGUUAUUGCUAGAUGUUGGAUGUGGUUCCGGAUUGAGUGGAGAAGUUAUAACAGAAAAGGGUCAUAAUUGGAUUGGUGUGGAUAUUAGCGAAGCGAUGUUAAAAGUUGCCAUUGAUGAUCGAGAGAUCGACGGUGAUGUUAUAUUGAAAGAUAUAGGUGAUGGUUUACCUUUUCGGCCAGGUACAUUUGACGGUGCAAUAAGUAUAUCUGCAAUUCAAUGGCUUUGUCAUGCAAAUAACCGAGAACAGAGCCCACAAAAACGACUACUUCACUUCUUCCAGUCAUUAUAUGCUUGCAUGGGUCGAGGAACCCGUGCCGUAUUCCAGUUUUAUCCGGAAACUGUUAGCCAGACUGAACUUAUAACAACGCAUGCAACAAAAGCAGGCUUUACUGGGGGUGUUGUCAUUGAUUUUCCCAACAGUACCAAAGCCAAAAAAGUUUAUUUGGUGUUAAUGGUUGGUGGUAUGCAACAUCUGCCAAAAGCAUUAAUUGAAGAGCAAGAAAGGGAUCAAGUUUCGAACACAGGAAGAAGAUCAUGGAAAAGUGACAAACGAGGCAGGCGAAAAUUGCUGAAACGUUCGAGAGAAUGGAUAGAAGCUAAAAAGGAUCGUGCCCGAAAGCACGGAAAAGAGGUUUGCAUAUCUUCAAAAUAUACUGGCCGGAAAAGGAGACGUUUCACAUAAAUUGCGCAUUGAUUCACUUUUGUGCUUUAUUUGUUGUUUUUGCUGCUGUCUUUACUUUUAAACAUGAUAAAACAACUUCUUUUUAUUAUUUUUUAUUGAAUACACCACUGU